Messenger RNA from Peronospora farinosa, 375 nucleotides. The record is from the annotation of a GenBank genome assembly. NCBI's taxonomy places the organism in Eukaryota, Oomycota, Peronosporomycetes, Peronosporales, Peronosporaceae.
AUGGCUCUUAUCAUGGGAUCGGCCUCAUGCUGCGACCUCAAUCACAUUGAUUUGAUGGCAGCACCAGGAGGAUAUUCGGAGAAUGAGGCGCGUUGGAAGGCAAGUUACUGCACACUUAAAAUGGGGAAGGUUAAGGUUCACUCGGGGCUGCAGCUGCAGGUGAUGAUACUUUACAAAAAGGUGUUGCAGGCAGCCAAGAGAAAGGACAUUGAUACGUUGCAAUACGUGCGUGAGCGCUUUCGCGAGGAUGUGACAACAGUAGACCGCAAGGAUUUUGCCGUGAUAGAGUAUAUGUUGCGCAAAGGUGAACGCGACCUCAAGAUGCUAGAUAGAAUGAAGUCGGCGCAUUUUAUGAAUGUGUCGCACCAGAAGUAG